UCUCUCUCUGCAAAAUUCUCCAAAGUUUAAACAUUUCAGUACUAUUUCUCUCUAAUCCAAAUCACAUUUUCCUCUAUUGCAAAUUCAAAUUCAGUGACAUAAAGUGAAAUUAAACCCACAAAAUUUAUUUAAACUAAAACCAUAUGGAUCCUUCAUAUAGAUUCAUUAAAGAGGAGUUUCCUACUGGAUUCAAUGAUUCUCAGUCACCACCAUCUUCUUAUCUCUACUCAACCUCCAUGGCCCCAAAUGAUCCAACAACAACACUAAGCUCUCCACAACCAUUAGAAGGUCUCCACGAAUCAGGCCCACCUCCAUUUCUUACAAAGACAUAUGAUUUGGUAGAAGAUUCAAGAACCAAUCAUAUCGUCUCUUGGAGCCAAGCCAAUAACAGCUUCAUCGUCUGGGAUCCACAAUCUUUUUCCAUGACUCUCCUUCCCAUCUUCUUCAAGCAUAAUAACUUCUCUAGCUUUGUUCGCCAGCUCAACACAUAUGGUUUCAGAAAGGUGAAUCCGGAUCGAUGGGAGUUUGCCAAUGAAGUAUUUCUUAGGGGGCAAAAGCAUCUCCUCAAGACAAUAAGGAGAAGAAAGACGAGUAACAACAAUCAAAUGCAACCACCUCAAUCAUCUUCUCAAGAACAAUCUCUUGACAAUUGUUGCAUAGAAGUUGGUAGGUAUGGUCUAGAUGGAGAGAUGGACAGCUUAAAGCGAGACAAACAAGUUCUGAUGAUGGAGCUGGUAAAGGUGAGACAGCAACAACAAAGCACCAAAAUGCAUCUCACAUUGUUAGAAGAGAAGCUCAAGAAGACUGAAUCAAAACAAAAGCAAAUGAUGAGCUUCCUUGCCCGCGCAAUGCAGAAUCCUGAUUUCCUUCAGCAACUCAUUGAGCAGAAAGAGAAGAGGAAGGAGAUAGAAGAAGAAAUCAGCAAGAAGAGACAAAGACCGAUCGAUCAAGGGAAAAGACAUGUGGUGUGUGUGGAAGACUAUGAUGAUGAUGGUGGUGGUGGUGGUUGUUAUGGAAGGUAUGGAAAGGAUGCUGGAUCCUCCUCGGCGUUUUUUGACAUGAAACAAGAAACAUAUGGAGACAUGUCAGAGUUAGAUAGACUUGCUAUGCACAUUCAGGGACUUGGAGAUCAGUCCAAUAGGGAGGAAGUGGUAUUGGAUGUGGAAAAAGCAAAAGACGAGGAACAGCAUAAAGAGAGGUACCAAGAGGAGAACAAGGAGAUUUAUGGUGAAGGAUUUUGGCAAGAUUUGGUAAAUGAAGGUCAAAAUUUUGAUUUUGAUGGAGAUGAAGAAAAUGUUGAUGUGCUAAUUGAGCAACUUGGUUAUUUGGGUUCUAGUUCACACUAA
Molecule: messenger RNA, 1346 nt
Organism: Eruca vesicaria subsp. sativa (arugula)
Lineage: Eukaryota; Viridiplantae; Streptophyta; Magnoliopsida; Brassicales; Brassicaceae
Source: the annotation of a GenBank genome assembly